Cydia strobilella is the source of this 5546-nucleotide messenger RNA. RefSeq lists its product as uncharacterized. The transcript has a single exon. Bases 122 to 2227 code for a protein of 701 amino acids. The record is from RefSeq and is a predicted model, not a curated record. NCBI's taxonomy places the organism in Eukaryota, Metazoa, Arthropoda, Insecta, Lepidoptera, Tortricidae.
UGUACGAUACGAAUGAUACGAUACCCAUUCGUUGUUUACUGAUAAAAUCCUUUGUGGCAUUACAUAUUUGCAAAUUAAUUUUAAAAAGUACUACAAGCCGUGUAAUUUAUAAUAAUUAGUCAUGUCCUUUUUCAAGAAUGUAGCGUCCAGUUUCACCAUCCGUAGUCGUGAUUCGAUUUUGAAAGAAUCUCUAAUAAAUAACUUAUCUGAAUGCGUAAAAGACAUACAAUACAAUAAUCAGUUUGAAGAAAACUUCCACAGCGUUCUUGGGUCGACGGAUUCUACCAACACACUGUGUACGGCUCUUGAAGCAGUAUUUCUACAUGGUUUGAAGGACACAUUUCUACGAAAGGCGAAAAAUGUACUGUCAGGUGACCCAGACCUCAGACCGCAGCCGAACUUUUGGCCACUAGUACUCGUGCUUUCUCAUCGCCAGAAUAUCGACGAGAUCUCGUCACUGCUGCAGAUCAACACUGAGAUUGGACAAUGCAGGGCUUGGCUGCGAAUUGCCCUCAAUGAAUGUCUUCUAUCCUCUUACAUGGCAACUCUUCUGAAAAACAUAUCUGCUGUUAGACCUUUCUAUAAUAAGUCUGCCUUUGUGUGUGACUCCGAAAUUUUAGAAGUUGCCCAAAAACUCAUAGAAGGAUUAGAGACAUGCAUUCAGUUUAAUUUGCCUACUAAUUCAAGUUUACUUAAUCACUGGCCUGAGCCAGUGCUGAUGCUGGCAGGUCUGUGGGUGCCGACAAUGCGAGCGGCACCCAUCAGUGCAGGCCUCGACGUGGCCAGCACCAUGUGUGAUGAAGAGGUGAAGCCUAAAGAUGUGGCUACUCCAACCCACAUAUCUGGAGUUGGAAUAACUGGUUUGGGCAGACUUGCUCUAAACGAAGACGAAGCAUUAGAUUUUAUCCUCUCUGUAUCUAAUAACAUUACCAUCAUGGGAACACAACCUCAAAUUGAACCAGAAAGAAAGGAUGACUUAAAUGAUAAAAAUCCUGUGACUAUUGAUGACAAUGAAAGUAAUGCUUUAUCAUUAAAUCAGCCAUCUACAAGUCAGAACCAAGAUGUUCUUAACAAUAGUCUCCAAGAAAAUACAGAUGCUGAUCCACUGGAUGCGGCUAAUGAUGUUGUAAUUACUGGAAACUCUUUGUGUGGUAAAGGAUGGUAUACUGAUAGAAAUGAUGAAAUGAAUUGUUCUAUUAAUUCCAACUCCUCACAUGGCAGCAGUCUCAUAAAAACACCAGAAUUAAAAAGUUUGUCAUCUCUGCUGGAUACCACAAAUAAUGUGACAGAAAAAUGUGUCAAUACUCCUAAUUUGCGAGAUAUCAUGAUAGAUAUCCAUAAGGAGUUAAAGUUAAAUACAGAUGAACCAGAAGUUGUCGAGUUGAAGUCAGAAGCUGCUACACCUGAGGACCCUAUGCUCCAAGGGUUGGGCUUUGAAAUUGUGUCCAAUUCAGUAACAGGCUCAUUUACCGUCACGGAACUUCAGAAGAUGAUUCAGCAGCUGGGGAGCCUCUCCCGGGAACACGGUCUGGAUCAUCAAAAUUAUCAGUGCAAGGGUUGUCAAGACUUGUUGGGCAGCACCAUAUCCAAAGCUAAAGUGUGUGCGUAUACUGGGGAAUAUUAUUGUUCCAAUUGCAUGGAUGCCAACUUGUUUAUAAUUCCGGCUCGGGUGAUACACAACUGGGACUUCAAGAGAUACCCAGUCUCCAAGAAAUCAGCUCUGUUCUUAUUAGAGUUCCAGCAUCAUCCCUGGAUCCAUAUGAAAAAGCUUAAUCCAAAAAUAUAUUCUGGGGUGUCUGAUAUGGCACAGUUACAACAAUUAAGAAUACAACUUAACUUCCUAAGAGCAUACAUAUUCUCAUGUAGAGAACCUGUUAUUGAAGAAUUGCAGAAGCGAGUUUGGCCAAGGGAAUAUCUAUAUGAUCAUGUGCACUUAUACACUAUAUCAGACCUAGUCCAGAUACCAAGUGGAUCCUUGUUAUUGCAAUUAGAGAAAGUUGUCAACUUUGCAAAGACUCAUGUGCUAGAUUGUUGGUUUUGUAGCCAGAAAGGGUUUAUAUGUGAAGUUUGCCUAGAUCCUAAAGUAUUGUAUCCAUUUGAAACAAGCACCACAUAUCGUUGUGAUGAGUGCUCAAGUGUCUUUCAUAUCAAAUGUUUCAAUGCAAAUAUGCCAUGUCCAAAAUGUAAACGAAAACAAAAUCGCACAAAUGAAUCUAACGUAGUUUAAAUGAAUGAUAACCUUGUUUACAUAUUUUAUCCAUAUAAAGUGAUUACUUCAUAUUGCUUAAUUUGUCCGCCUCAUUUAUAAAAAUAGGAGAUGGCAAUGUUACCUAGUUUACAAUAAAUAACCCAUAUAAUAAAAUCAUAAAUUACCUUUAAUCUAUUUAUAUGUUAAAAAUCUGAAUAUACACAACACAUUUAUACUUGCGACCCACCCCGGCUUCGCAGGGGUUAAUAAAUUAUACACUUAAUCCUUCCUCAAGAAUUACUCUAUGGAUAGGUGAAAACCGCAUAAAAAUUUGUUUAGUCGUUUUUGAGUUUAUCGCGAACGCGCGGGGGACUUUGUUCUAUAAGGUGUUAGUGAUAUUAACAUAAUUUAACAAAACGCAUUAAGGUCCCACUUAAAUUUUAUAAUAAUAAGUAAAUUUUAUAAAAGUAUUAAAUCAAUAGAAAUGCCCUUGCAUAAUUAGUAAACUAAACUUGAAUUAAUUGAUAUCAUUUAUAGAAAACCAAUGAAAGUCCUUAGAUACAUUUAACUUAGAUUUUAUAUGAAUUUAGGUAGUCCACUAAAGAGCAAUGUAAAUGGGCCAUUUAGUAAAGUAAAUUGCAUAAAAAGUGACAUUUUCUCAUAAAUAUUGAGUGGAAUAAACCGAAUAAAUCAUACAUAAUUGUAUUGGGUCACAAUAUAGCAUAGGUAAGAGCUAUUUGACUGUUUAAGUAAAUACAUUAUUUGAAUUAGUCUUAAGUAUCCAAAGUAUCCAAAUCAGGAUUUAAAAUAUAAUGAAAUUCCCUUAGCCGAUGACUAUGUGUCCAUCUUAUCUAUGGCCGUACUUUAAGUGUCGUGUACAGUUAGCUGCCGAGAUAGCUCUCUGCAGCUGACUACAUUUAGUUCAUUAUGGAUAGGUACCUAAUUAUUAGGGAGUUAGUUUACUUGCAUACAGUACCUACAUUGUCUGAAUGUCUAACUUUAUAUAAUAUAACAAGUACUAAAAAGAUUAUAGAUAAAUUUCCAACAUCUGGAUAGUUUUUUCCACUAUAUUCUGAUCAUUCAAACUCAAAAUGUUCUUUAUUUAAAAAGGCCUAGCAACAAGCACUUUUAAAUUGUCAAGUUUUAAAUAUUACCUUAAUCUAAAUAUCAGAGCUAUUUAUUGAUGCAGUUACUACUAUUCUUGUUUGUUGAAACAAACAUCAUAGAUGCACUCGAGUUUGUGCUGAAACCGAAAUGGAGAUGGGCCGGCCACACAGGAAGAUUGACAGAUGACAGAUGGACCAACAAAGUCACAAAGUGGCCAGGACCCCAUGGCAAAAGGAAGGUGGGAAAACCUAUAACAAGGUGGUCCAAGGACAUCAUAGCCUCAGCUGGAGAAAAUUGGCUAAUCAAGGCAAAAGACCGAGAAAGGUGGAAAGAAAUGGAGGCCUAUACCCGACAGGGGUCCUUAAUAUAAUAAAAUAAAAAAAGAAUAUUUAAGGUAAAUAAAAGGCUUAAAUAAAUAUUAUUAUUCUUAAAAACAUUGAAUUGUUAUAGAUAUGUCAAACUUAAUAAGAAUUUCACAAAAGGAUCGUCAAACACCAAAAUUGUAUAAAAAAAUACUAGUCUAGAAACUUUCUAGAAUAAAAAUCUAAAUGUCAAAAAAUACAGAUUAAGGUCAAUGCGGUCAUUUCUGUCAACGGGGCAUUUCCGUCAAACGGCGUUUGCGGCUAUACAAACAACAGUACACACUUACUGACUCGAUCGGUAAAACAGCGAGAAAAUUUAAUACCCGCAGUCCAAAACAGUUGGCGCUGUCUAGCCAGUGAAUGGAAAAAAAACCGCUUUCAAAGUUUAGUUGCGCUCCGAGCUCGAACGCGAGUGUAGUAUGCUGCUGUGUUUCAUGACGGUGCGAUGAGAUAAUGUAAGUUACGGCUUAGUAAGUAGGUUUAUUAUAUAGUUCGAUAUGCAUGCUUGCUGGUAGUUUUAUCAAUUUUCAAUUAUAAGCUGUUUGUGAGAAACUAUGGGUGGUUAAAUAUUCGUAUUAACAAAAUGAUCGAGCAGACAAAUCCGUCAAUUGCGAAACGGCCAAAAUCGUCAUGUGCCGGAAUUUCCCCAUUUCAUAUAUUGCCAACCUUUUUGAUUUGAUUUAAACAUAAAUAAUAACUAUGAAACUAAAUACCGAGUUUAAGUCUCAAUUUAAUGUUAAUAUCGUCGGCUAAAGUCGCAAACCUCGUAACUGAACCUGAACAAAUUUUGCAGGAGGCACAAAAAACUUCAUUGUCGAUUUUUUUUAUGCAGACGCUUAGUGUUUUUUUACAAAAUGUUAACUCAAAUGAAGCAGUCAGAUUUAUUUAUGUAUUUAUUUAAACUUUAUAGCACAAAAUAUAAUUUUUUUUUGCUAAUGAUUGUUCACAUUUAUUUAAUAAAAAAUGUAAUCUGAACCCAGAAAAUAUGGAGUUACGAGUUUUUCUUAAGGAAAUCGUAAAACUAUUAUUUGUAUAUAAUGGGAGUCAGGAGUUUUGCCCAAAAAAUUGAUGAAAAUCUUUUAAUCCGAACAAGUUAGGUAUUGUAGAUUUGUAAAAUAAUAAAAAUAAUUCAAAUUUGUGGGUUUGCUUAACACAGCUAUUUUCAUGCAUGUCUACAUACACAUCUGGUAUGACUGUAUACAUCUUAGCAUGUGUUGAUUAUUCCAUAUACGAUUAUCAUUAUUUUGUGGACUUUUUAUAAUAUACCGGAUUAUAUCGUAAAUAUGAGUAACGGUUCAACAAUCAUGUCAGUUUCGAAGGAGAAAGUUAUUAAGAUAUAGUGUUAUUGUAUGUAUUAAAUAUGAUUUGUAAGUAAUCGAAUUUAAACUAUUGUGAGACAUACUAACAUUAAAUAAUUAGGAGACCUAGGCUCUCCGAAACAUGUCGCGCGAGUGACUAAAACAAGUGAAUCUAAACCGUGAAAUUAUUUAAUGAUUUGUAAGUAAUUAAAAAUAUUGUCGCGCCCAUAAUUACUUGGACACUGUACUUCAGACCUUACUCAACAGUGGCACCAACUGGUGAGCACAAAAACAGUAGUUAUUAAAAACAUGUAGUUGACGGAUUUUCCCUAGGGUUUGCGAAUCUGUUUUAAAAGGUUUACUACUCCUGAUCGUAAAAAUAGGCCGGAAUUGCCCCAAAAAAAUAUACUUUGCAAUACAAUCGAAAAAAAAGCUUAUAUUGAGUUCGCUAAGGUUUAGUUUCGAUUAAGAGUAUAGCGGUAUUUGUUCACUUGAAGGAUAUGUUUGUAAUACGUCACGAUACAAGAAAAAUCGUUGGUUGACGGAAUAGUCCCAAACCGUAGGGAAAAUCCGUCAACUGACACGUUUUAA